Messenger RNA from Monoraphidium neglectum, 465 nucleotides. RefSeq lists its product as hypothetical. NCBI's taxonomy places the organism in Eukaryota, Viridiplantae, Chlorophyta, Chlorophyceae, Sphaeropleales, Selenastraceae. The coding region runs from base 1 to 465 and encodes 154 amino acids. The record is from RefSeq and is a predicted model, not a curated record. The transcript has a single exon.
AUGGCAGAGGUUUUGGCUUUUGAGCUCUUCAGCAGCUACGUGGACGGCUUUGACAGCAGCUGCUGGCUGUCGCGCGACAAGCACAACGCCCCGUGGGACUUCGAGUUUGUGGAUCGAGAGGGGGUGCUGGGCGGCCCGGACCGCAAGGGGUGGAAAUGCCUUAUCGACGUGAAGGGCUGCCGCGCUUCUCGUGGCCCAAGGUCACAGACCGAGGAGCCCUUUUUCAUUGGUGCAAAGCAGCUCCAGGUCGCGGAGGACGCGCACGCUCAUCCACAAGACAAGGUGCUGUGCAUAAUAGUUCGGAUUGAGGGUCUGAACGGGGACCAGGACCUGCGCAUUGAUGUCCUGAUGGACCCUGUGUGGCAGCUGAAACAGGGCAGGCUGAUGGAGGUUGUGGGGGGUGGAAAAAGGGUGCUGAAAAACACGAGCAAGCUGGCGGUGGCCCGACUGCCCCCUUCCAGCUAG